Messenger RNA from Phascolarctos cinereus (koala), 1383 nucleotides. It is a transcript of the gene CYS1, whose product is annotated as cystin 1. The record is from RefSeq and is a predicted model, not a curated record. NCBI's taxonomy places the organism in Eukaryota, Metazoa, Chordata, Mammalia, Diprotodontia, Phascolarctidae.
AUGGCGGCGGCUGGAGAGCGGACGACCCAAUCAAUGGUGGGGGGCGAACCGAUUCGCUGUCCUGUCAUUGGCCCUGGGGCUGGCGACCCGGACCAGACGUCAGAGAUGCCGGGGCAUUUAAUUGAACCUAAGAACUGCCAAACUGCAAGGGACGUAACCCAGAAAAUCGCUGCCUUCUUUGGGCUGAAAAAAGUGUCCUCUAUUAAACGCCAGCGACCGGUUCCUCUUUCCACGCCCAUACUUGACAAUAAAAGUCUAAACUAUAUUAAGAUCCCUGGAGGGAAUGGAGAGCAGGGAGGGCCUGAGAAUGGGCUCAUCGCCCGCCAGCCCGCCCUCCCAGUCCCACCCUCUCUCUCCCUCCCUCUCUCCCUUCCUCGUCCCCUCCCUCCCUUGCCGGGAUGCCCGGAGCCCUCGAUUGAGGCGGGAGGUUCGGUAGCCCUCUCCCACCAGUGCAGCCAAGGCAGGGUCAUGGGCAGCGGGAGCAGCAGGAGCAGGAGAGUGCGGAGGCAGUUGUGCAGCCCUGCUAAGAACCCAGGGGUCCCUGGUGUCCAGGAGUUGAGCGAUGGGCAGCAGGGCACUGAGGCCUGCCAGGAGGAGAAGGACGCGAAGGAUGGACAGGAGGAAGGCUCAAAGAAAGGGGCCCAAGGAGACUGCGCUGUCCAAGACUCUGAGUCUCCCCGAAAGGGGGAGGAGAAUGAGUCGGAGUCAGAAUCACUGCUACUGGACCAGGUAUUGGCCGAGUCGGAAGCCUGGGACCCAGCAUUCAAACCCUGGCCAAGUCGGGCCUCCAGCUCUCGGCCGGGGCCGAAUCCACACCUGGGUGGGGCUCCCCACUCCCAGGCGAACCUCAGCAGCAGCGGAGAGCGCAAGGUAUCUCCUGUGCAGAGCACUCAGGAUAUAGAGAACAAUAACACCUUUGAGACUUCUACCACAAGCAGCAAGAGGCCUGAAAGACAAACUCCCAUCUUGUACGACUGCUCAGAAGAGGAGCUGAUGGCGAGCAUUGAGCGAGAAUAUGGCCGCUGAGAGUUGGCACAAGCCAGGGAAGACUUGUGAUUUUGUAAUGACAGCCCCUGAGCAGUGAAAAAGGCACAUCUUCCAUGGAGAUGAGAGGCAAUGUCAGCUUCUGUCUCUGCCCCUUCUCCCCAUCAGCCAGGAGCUCGCACAAUACAUAACCCAGUGGGGUCAAGUUAUUCCUCCACUAAGGGAAUCAUCUCUAGUAGGCAAUUGGUCAGUGUGGAGGAAGGUGUAGAGCCUUCCAGUAAGACAACAAUCAUUUCUGAAGUGUAUUUAUAGAUCCUUAGACUAUUAUGUCUUUUUUUUCUUUCUUUCUUUUUUCUUUUUAGGCAAUUGGGGUUAAGUGACUUGCCCAGGGUCACACAG